This is a messenger RNA of Danaus chrysippus (African queen), 231 nucleotides long. Lineage: Eukaryota; Metazoa; Arthropoda; Insecta; Lepidoptera; Nymphalidae. The record is from the annotation of a GenBank genome assembly.
AUGGUAGCUGGCGGCGCGGGUAGGGCGCGGUGUCGUAUGACGCGUUUCUUUUUCGACAUUUCCAAGCACUUCUGUUGGCGUAUCUUCUUUAAUGCGUAUGAUGGAUGUGUGGGUGGGUGUGUAUGUGUGCUCGCGGGUCGGGAAUUCCCGCGAGACGGAAGGAAGUGUGGCCGAAGCGACGCCACCUGGGACCGGGAGGGAAGGAGGGAGAAAAGAAACGAAGAAAUAUAG